AUGUUAUAUUUUUUAAGGGGUCCUUCGGAUGUCGCGUUCAUACUCGUCCAGCGCAGCGACAGCGACUGGGAAGACAUGGGAAAGUCAGACAAGGCUCAAGCGAAAGAACCAGAGCUGGCCAGUUGCGAUGCGCUACCACAGGAACACAUUCACAACGGAGAAGACCUCGGCAACCACUACAUGCCUACGUUCAAGGAUUUGAAGAAAAAAUCUUGUGGUGUCUUAUGCUGGAAGAUAUUGUAUGUUGUAGUUGGGAUUAUUACCGUGUUGCAAUCCAUUGCUGUGAUCGGGAUAUCUGUUACUUCGGCUAUUGCGACAAAGAUCUACAGCAACGAUAUGUCUGGUCGACUGGUGGCGAUGGUGGUGCUGGCGGUGACCGCGGCGGUCACCCUCUCUGGGAUCAUUUACGGCGUCAUCGGAGCGUUAAGGGAUAAAAGGAGGCCUGUGCACUCGGCAACUGCGGUGCUGAUCGUCGUGAUCAUAAUCCAGGCGAUUAUCCUCGCCGUGUCGGUGAAAGUGACCACGGAGGACGAGGUGGAACUUGGCCGCUCCCUCUCCGAAUCCUUCAAGCUUGCAAGGGACGAUAACCCGAGACAUGUGAAGAUUUGGGCCAGGACUCAACACGAUCUCAAAUGCUGCGGGGUGUACACCGCGGAGGACUACCGUUCGCCUAAACUUCCCAGCUACUUCGCACCCAACGUUCCUAUCUCCUGUUGUCCCGUUUACGAUCCGGAGAGGUCUGAGCUUGUGCAGGAGAGGGAAAGGGAAACCUGCAAAGCCAGGAGGUUAUUCUACGACGUAGGCUGCCGUAACUUGAUCAUCGACGUAUUCAAAGAGACGUCUGCGACGGUGAUGGGAGUGUCCUUACUUGCCGUUGUGUUACAGAUAAUCACCAUUUUGAUAGGAAUAAUUUUAGAAAAGAAAAAUACAGAACCAAAGAACAAGGAAUAUGAUACUGACGCCAUAGAAGUAGUACCGACAACACCAGCAGUAAUGACAGAUAUGAAAACAAAACCGAAAUCAUAA
Molecule: messenger RNA, 1026 nt
Organism: Parnassius apollo (apollo)
Lineage: Eukaryota; Metazoa; Arthropoda; Insecta; Lepidoptera; Papilionidae
Source: the annotation of a GenBank genome assembly